Tetrapisispora phaffii CBS 4417 is the source of this 576-nucleotide messenger RNA. RefSeq names its product CCR4-NOT core subunit CDC36 (gene CDC36). Gene Ontology annotation, biological process: nuclear-transcribed mRNA poly(A) tail shortening; regulation of DNA-templated transcription. NCBI's taxonomy places the organism in Eukaryota, Fungi, Ascomycota, Saccharomycetes, Saccharomycetales, Saccharomycetaceae. Gene Ontology annotation, cellular component: CCR4-NOT core complex; P-body. The record is from RefSeq and is a predicted model, not a curated record. Bases 1 to 576 code for a protein of 191 amino acids. The transcript has a single exon.
AUGGAUAAAUUUGGUUUAGAAGCACUGCUUCCUUUAAUCAAACAGGAUGACCCUGAAUUUUCAAAAAAAUAUAAUCAUGCUAUGACCAUCGGUGCUGAUUUGACCUCAAUACAACAUUCUUUAGGCAUACCUAAUAACAAUAAAAGAUAUCGUGUUCUGGAUACUUUCCAAUCUCCAUGGGCAGAAACUUCUAGGAGUGAAGUAGAACCACGUUAUUUCACACCAAAGUCAUUCACUAAUAUACCAAAAGUUUUACAAUCUAUAGAUACACCAUCAGUUUUCAAUUCUGUGGAAACAGACCAGCAAAGAAUUUCAUUAUUUCAAGAUGAGACGCUGUUUUAUUUAUUUUACAAGCAUCCUGGCACCGUGAUCCAGGAAUUAACCUAUUUAGAACUGAGGAAACGUAAUUGGCGUUAUCAUAAAAUAUUAAAGGCUUGGCUAACAAAAGAUCCAAUAGUAGAACCUAUAGUAACAGCAGAUGGACAAAGUGAAAGGGGCUCUUACAUAUUUUUUGACCCACAAAGAUGGGAAAAAUGUCAAAGAGAUUUCGUAUUAUUUUAUAAUGCCAUCAUGUGA